AUGGCUGAUGCACCUCCUCCCACUCCGACCGAGCUCCUCCGGAUGGUGACGGAGGUCCAGGAGGCAAACCAACGUAUGGCUGCAGCAAACCAGCAUAUGGCGAAGGAGAAUCAGAGAAUGCAACAGCAGAUUCAGCAAUUAAUUAAUGCUCGUCUUGAACACAAUGAUGAUCGUCAGGAGCGACAUGGACACGAUGAACGCCAAUCCGAGCCGACCCAUAUCUCGGAGACACCCCAGGACGACAAUACCAACCCCCGAAACGAGGAACCUCAGCCAGAAGAUGAGGAUCAAGAACCUGACAACUCUGCCGGACCAUUUACGGCGGAGAUUAUGAAUUUUCAAUUGCCCAGACAAUUCACACUGCCGACAACUUUAGUCCCCUACGACAGUUUAGGGGACCCCAAACAGCACAUAAAGAAAUUCCGAUCUAUAAUGAUUGUUAACGGUGCAUCCGAUCCGAUUUUAUGUCGUUGUUUUCCUUCUUUUUUGGAUGGCCCUGCACUUGACUGGUUUUGCUCUUUGCCUGUAGAUUCCAUCUCACGAUUCCAGGAGCUGGCGAAGCAAUUCGAAGAUCAUUUUGCAGCAUCAGCUAUAUACUUACAUGAUUCUGAUUAUCUAACCACUAUCAAGCAGGGCCAACAAGAAAGUCUGAAGGACUACAUUACUCGUUUUACAAAGGUAGCUAUGAAAAUCCCUGAUCUCCACCCAGAAGUCCAUUUGCAUGCCAUCAAAAGCGGCCUCCGCCCCGGAAAGUUUCAGGAAGCCAUUGCCGUAGCUAAACCCAAGACUCUAGCCGAGUUUAGGGAAAAAGCCAAAGGACAGAUAGAUAUUGAGGAACUCCGUCAGGCCCGGAAGGCAGAGAAGUCAGCAACUACGAAGGACGAAGAUAAACCCCGGGAGACCAAAAGGAAUUUCCGACCAAUGCCCCGUUACGAGUCAUAUACCCAGUUCAACACCAAGCGAGACGACAUCAUCAAAGAAAUAUUAAAUUCCAAGCUAAUUAAGCCACCUCGCAAAGCCGGUAGUUACCCUGAGCCGAAGAAUAUUGAUAAGUCCAAGUAUUGCACAUUUCAUAAAAAAUAUGGUCACAAGACCGAUGAGUGUGUAAUCGCAAAGGAUCUACUAGAACGCCUAGCAAGACAGGGCCACCUUGACAAAUUUAUCUCAGGUCACAUUCAAAAAAGGGCGGUGCCGACCACCGAACAACCUCUCGUAGGGCAAUCAUCAUCAGCAAAAGACAAAGAAAAGGCCCCCGCUCAACCUAGGGGCAUAAUCCAUUGUAUCUCUGGAGGGUAUGCUGGGGGCGGUAACACAAGCUCGGCAAGGAAGCGAACUUACAGAGCAAUGUUAGCGCUCGCGGAUACCACCCACAAUCCACAACAAACACAAGAACUCCCAGAAGUGACUUUCCGAUCAACCGACUUUAUUUGCAAAGAUGCAAACCUAGAUGACCCUGUUGUCAUCUCUAUUCAGCUAGGCGAUCUAAUUGUUCGAAAUGUCCUCCUAGACCCAGGAAGUAGUGCUGACGUUCUAUUCUUUACUACAUUUGAAAAAAUGAAGCUGAGUACUAACAUUUUGCAGCCAUCUAUUGGAGACCUUGUAGGUUUUUCAGGAGAACGAGUACCCGUUAUGGGUUCCGUAUGGCUGCAGGCCACACUAGGCGAACAACCGCUCUCUAAGACACAGGAUAUUCAAUUCCUUGUUGUUGACUGUUUUAGCUCGUAUAACCUCAUUUUGGGUAGGCCCUUUUUAAAUAAAUUUGCUGCAAUAGUAUCUACCGUCCACCUUUGUGUCAAGUUUCCAGUGCAGGAUAAGGUAAUAGCCACGGUCCACAGCGAUCUCCAAGAAGCUCGGCACUGUUAUAACGCAAGCCUGAAGCCUAUCAAAAGAACGGCUGCGUGA
Messenger RNA from Arachis stenosperma, 1902 nucleotides. RefSeq lists its product as uncharacterized. Lineage: Eukaryota; Viridiplantae; Streptophyta; Magnoliopsida; Fabales; Fabaceae. The record is from RefSeq and is a predicted model, not a curated record. The transcript has a single exon. The coding region runs from base 1 to 1902 and encodes 633 amino acids.